Ciona intestinalis (vase tunicate) is the source of this 3087-nucleotide messenger RNA. The record is from RefSeq and is a predicted model, not a curated record. Lineage: Eukaryota; Metazoa; Chordata; Ascidiacea; Phlebobranchia; Cionidae.
GUUAAUGAUACAGAAAGUUUCACUCGCCUGGUGUUGCAUAGUUUCGCUUUUAAAUAGUUAGACAUUUCAAUACAAUUGUAUAUCUUUUUAUUUAUUUUUAAUAUGAAAUUUUUGCUUUUUUAUUUUAGAUUGAUUUUCGUUAAAAGUUCCAAUUUUUAUGUUAUUAAUCGUGUGUUUUAUACUAUAUUUGUAUUCAUGCGUUUUCAUUAAAUUUAUUUGUUCUCAAUAGGUCAAGAGUGUAAAACUUCCAAACCAACUCUAAUGAGAGUUGUUGCAAUUUGUUUUUCUUUUAAAUGGGAAGUCCUGUAAGUAGAGUCAUUCAAGCAUGUCCAAACGUGGAAAAAAAGAGAAUUUCUCAAAAGUUCAAACCCCUGCCCAACCCCGGCAACAGAUUGUAUUCUGAUAAUCAACUAUGGGUUGAAAUACUUGGCAACUUGAACAACAUGAGGCACUCUGGUAGCAUGGUGGACUUAGUAAUUGUGAAUGGUGAACACUCAUACCCUUGUCAUUCUGUUGUUAUGUGUGCAAGAUCAAAAUACUUUCAUGACUUAGUUGAAGCUAGUGUAGCAACAACCAAUGGUACAAUUUGCUUCAAUUCUCCUGUUCAUUUAAAAGUUUGUGAAAUUAAAGAUAUUAUUGCUGUAAAGUUGUUGGAAUAUAUCUACACUGGGUGUAUUAGCAUUCCAUUUCAACAUUCAAAAGAGUUUGUGGAUGCCUCUGUGAAGUGGGGGGUGAACGACUACAUUGAAUUUCAUGAGAAAGUAAGUCUUAGUCAAUAUUAUUCCCGCCGAUCAUCAUCUGUUCUCUUCCACUCUGUCUUCUCGGAUGAGGAGCUGAGGGAUCUGAGCAUCAACAUCCAGGAGACGGACAUCAUUAUCAUGAUGAGGUUUUCUGAAUACUUCUCAGUGGCGAAGAACACGAUGCUAACUUCAAAUUUUGUUGUCAUGCCACUGUCUGGAAAAGGAGUCCACUGUCACCGUGAGGUCUUAGUGAGCUGUAGCGAUUAUUUCCGAUGCAUGCUCUCUACUUGUUCAUUCAAGGAAUCCAAACAAGACUGUGUUCAACUUCAAGAUAUAGAUCAUGCCACGCUAAGACUGAUCAUACAGUAUUUCUACACCAGCAAAGUUCACUUCACAUCUUCUAAUGCAGCACAGAUUGCAAAGGCAACUGGAUGGUUGUGUCCGUGUUUGAAUAUUUAUAAUGAAGCUUCGAAUUAUUUGAUGGCAUGUCUUAGUUGUGACAAUUGCUUUGAAAUGGAAGAGCUGGGCAGAGAUUAUGCCUUGCAUGAACUACACAGUGCAGCAAUGGAAUUCAUAUUAAACAACAUGUGGAAUUUAACCGACACCGAGCAGUUUUUAAACCUCCACGAAGAAAUAUUGAGGAUUUAUCUCAGUAGUGAUGCUUUGCAAGCUAUGCAGGAAAAACAGGUGUUUCUUGCAAUUAUAAAGUGGGGAGUUCGCCAUGGAGUCAACUCAAUGUUAAAUCUUAUCUCUGAAACUGUGAGGAUUUCAUUGAUGAAUGUGUCCGAGUUAGAAGAGUGUCUUACUCUUGUAAGCAGCCUCUCGAUCCCGGAGCGAAAACUCCUGGAAGAUAAAUUUAAAAUCUGGUUACGUAACAUCAACAUUUCACCCAUUGAAGAAAGACUCAAAUUUUCCAGACAAAGGCACAGAUCUUGUAGCACUGAAACAGUGGUUCUUAUCAGCAGCCCAAACAAUAAAUUGGAACUUCACAGUUUGUACCGAGCCAAUCAAAUUGGUGAAGAUUCUGCUCACUUUACAAUUCUGAAUGAUUCUCAAACUUUACUUAAUUCUUCAUGUUCACAAUGUUGCAGUGUGCUACCAAUGGAUAGUUCCUACAAAGGACGAGCUUGUGCUGUAUUUGACAAUAAACUUUUCCUAACGGGUGGUAUUUCCGGACGUUGUACUUUCACUACAAUCAGUGAUACAUGCAUUUAUUUGCCUAAGGAACAUAAAUGGUUGCAAGGACCAAGCUUGAAUGAUGCAAGACAUAGCCAUAAUAUGUUAGCAGUGGGAGACAGCUUAUAUGUUAUUGGUGGUCCGUUUUGUAAGCGGAAAAAAGGAAGUGGUAAAACACUUCUGAAAACAGUUGAGCGAUUAAGAAUGUCUGGAAAGAGUUGGGAAAAAGUUCCUUCUUUGCCUGCAGAUGACAAGGUCAUUAACCUUGUGAGCGCUUCUCUGGGUUCGAAAAUUUAUGUUUUCUGCUCCCACGAAAAUUCCUCUAACACAAGUGUGUAUCGUUACUCUACCAAAGAGCAGGAUUGGUUACCUCCUCUUACUUUGUUUUCACCACUGCCUUUCCCAGUGCAUUUUGUGGCAACAUAUGACGAUACAAUAUAUGCAUUUUCCAACCAAGGAACAAGGUAUAAGGUGAUACCAUUCAAUAUAAAGGCAAGCCCAAGAUGGGGUCGAUGUGUUGGCUCAGUGAAAACGGGUUGUUGUCCACCAAUGUUCCACAAUGGAAAGUUGGUGACUGUAGAAGAGGAUUAUGAUGGACUUAGUUGGUCUGUUUCAGUUCAAACUUUAAAAGAAGCUUUGUUACAGGUGCAAAAUGACGAACCAACUCUAUUCACUCAACGACCAACAUCUUUUAAUAUCCAGAUGCUACAUACUUACUUUCCAUGUUAGCAACUAAACUACUGUGAUUUAAACACAAGAAGCAUACUGAUUUGUAACUAGCUGCUUAAUUUCACAAAAUGACAUUUUUAUUGUACUAUUUCUUUACGAAAGUUGGCUUUAUUGUCAAUAGGUUAUUAACGUACAAACAAUUUUUUGGGGCUUUUAUUAUGUAUAGAAUUAAUUCCUUUGCAUACACACGUUUUUUUUUUCUGUAGUAAAAUUCUGCCUGUGCCAUAAAUUUUCUUCCAUUUACUUUUUUCUAGUUUAAUUAAAUUUCAUAUUUUGUCGUGGUACUUAUUUACCUUCAUUUGUGUAAAUGUGCUAGCUGCUUGGUGGCUUUUUCAUAUACAGCACUUGCCUUACUGUUUUAAAUAUGCGCCAUAGGUGCUUGCACUGUAUCAUGUGUUUAACAAUCAAAUGCCGUAUUUUGCCGAAUAUAGAACACACACAU